AAUACUGGCUGGGAUGCAUUUGUGAGAGGAACUCGCUUGGAUGUAGGAAAUGUCUGCGUGUUCGAGCUAAUUGAUAGGGAUGAUGUUGUGUUCAGAGUCUACAUUUUCAGUAGUGCAGUUAGGUACAAACGGUCUAAAUGCAUAGUGAACCAUUUUGAGCCAGUAUUUCGUGAUCCUACUCCUCCGAGGCCUCUUUCUACUCCUGAAUUAGCCAGAGAAUUUGAUUUGGAACAUCCUUUCUUCAAACUGGUGAUACGGCAAUUGGUUGUUCAAACAUGUACGCAUUUGCAGAGUGUUCCCGAUCGAUUCAUCAGGCAACAUAUUCAAGAAAACAAGGGAACGGCAACUCUUAGGUAUUCAGACAGAUUGUGGCUGGUGAAGUUCUUAAGAUAUAAGAAUGGAAAGGGAGCAUUGUUCUCUGCUGGUUGGAUUGCAUUUGCAAGAGAAACUCAUUUGUGUGUGGGAAAUGUCUGCGCGUUUGAGCUCAUUGAUAGGGAAGAUAAUGUGUUCAAAGUCUCCAUCUUCAGAUAAUGCUGUUCGCAACAUCGAUAUAAAUCCAGGACGCCUAAUUAUACCUCCUUCAUCCAGCAAUGGCGAAUCGAUGAAAAGGAGACUCCUUUUUUGUUCGUGUUUUCUUGCUUUUUGGUAGUAGUUUGGGUUCUAUAGUUCCAUAUUUUGGGAAGAAUCCCUCAGA
This is a messenger RNA of Syzygium oleosum, 694 nucleotides long. Its product is annotated as B3 domain-containing transcription factor VRN1-like. The record is from RefSeq and is a predicted model, not a curated record. Gene Ontology annotation, molecular function: DNA binding. Lineage: Eukaryota; Viridiplantae; Streptophyta; Magnoliopsida; Myrtales; Myrtaceae. The transcript is spliced from 3 exons. The annotation marks the transcript as partial.